UGCCAGUGGGCUGUCUGCCGUCUGCUAGCUAUUUGUGGCUAUUAUGGCUCUAUAAAAGGAAACGUGCAUGACGAUACACACAGGCACACACUCUCAUUGAAGUUCAGAUGUGAGAGACCCCUUUUUCAGCUUCAAUCAAUGUUUACAGACUUUGGCAACAUUUUGGUGAACUACUGACAUGCGCCACUCAAGCACCAGCAGAAUGGACAACUCUGUGGACAAGAGAUCGGGGGAGGUAACGGUGCCCUGCGUCUUUACUUUUGUGCCAGUUGUGCAGAAACUACCAAUUAAAAGCUGUCUGGAAGUGACAUCUGCAGCUUCAGAGGCAAAACAAAAUGAGAACGUGGCAGAGGAGACCACCAGGGAGGCCGUGCCGGGAGAACAGCCUUUCAGAGCUGUGUAUAUCCCAAACUCAGAGCUUCAAGAAGAAAGGGACAGAACGCAAUCACCCAGAAAAACUGAACUUGCGUGCGCACCUUCACAGGAUCUCGUGUCUGGCUCAGCUCCCUCCUUCAGCGAUCAGUCUCAAAAUACCUCCAGCAGGGGACAAACCACUAUGGAGGCAGUCGCUAAUAGACACACAGACAUUUCCCAGCAGAGCUAUCAAUGUAUCCCCGGGCGAGCGUCUGAGGUUAGCUCGAGCAGCUAUUUCAAAACACAACAGGACAGAGCUAGCCCCACCAGUUCUGCAGACUUGUUUCCUACACCAGCUUCUUCAAGGGAGUCCAUCUUAUCUGCAUGCUCGGAAAAAGAUGCUUCUUCUAUCUCGGGCAGCCGCACUAUCUCCCCCUGCUCUUCAGUCUAUUCUGGAAUCUUCACUCCUUCUAUUCUCCCAGUUAAAAAGCACUUCCUGGCGCCUGGUUCUAGCCUGAUUAGCUUACCCCAAAGUUUGCGUUCUUCAUGUGAAAGUUUAACGUGUCCAAUGUCCCCGACCCCUACGCGUCACCGCCCUCCGUUGACCCGCCUGUCUCUCCUCACCGCCAUUUUGAGGAAAGGGCGCCUCCCUGUUUUGUCCUCCACCGUCCAGCGGCCCUACACCCCCUGCUGGCCAGUAAACAACAUCACAGUAUCCCAUUGCAAUGCUUGCUCAGCUGCCUCCAGUGUUGCGUCCAUUCCCUUGGAGCUCUCCACUGAAUACUCCUCCACAACUUCCAUAGACAGCCAAAGUGAUGCGUACAGGGACCUGACCCGCUGCGCCACUGCUCCCCCGCUCUUGUGCAAAACGUCAUGCCCCAAGAAUCAAAUCAAGACCAGUAUAUCAAACACAGUCCCAAGAUGGCAGCAAGUCAUUUCACCUCCGCCCCUGAGCACUUUGAAAUCACAGAAGAAGAGCAGCUCGCUCAAGCCGGUUGCAGUUGGUUCCUCCAUAGUCAAAUCCGUUUCCCCAGUAAAUCGGUCUUACGUCUCUAUUUCUAAACCACAGUCUCCCAUUUUGAUGCCUUCAAUGUGCGUCAAUGUGGAUAAUACCCCCAACAAAUUCACAUGUUUGUCUCCUGAACCUGCUUUGGAAUUAAAUACAGGUGUGCCACAGAAAUGGACCCGCCUCCCUAAUUCCUCAUUCUCAAAGCUUCAGUCUCUGUCACAACAGCUCAAAUCUCCUCCUUCCUGCUCUUCUCAAAAUGUUACUUCUGCCUAUUCACCAUCGCCGCCACCUACUGGGUUCACCGUGGGGAAGCCACGGGUCCCAACCCAAUUCGAGCCGAAAAAGUCACCUCUUCCAUCUCACUGUCUGUCUCCCUCUCGCUACACGCCCAUGGCUUUUUCAGGGUGGCCUUCUCCGGGUGCUUCUGCCUCCCCCACGCCCACCCACACUCCCACCCCUUCGCCCGCUCCACCAAUCAGAGAGCUCACCCCGUCGCCCUGCCUGUCACUGCGGUCCACGCCUUCUCCGCGACCGGGGAGUGGAAUAUCAGACAGCUCUGACAGGGAGGGUAAAAAAAGAAAGCCACACAAGAUCAAGUCCAGCUAUAAAUCUUUGGCAGCGAUUCCCACUAACACCCUGCUGCUGGAUCAACAGGUGAUAGACGAGCAGGUGGAGAAAGGAGAGGGCGGCGCUGGGGACAGAGGUGUGCCAUUAGACGCACAGGAGACUGACACCCACAAAGAAAUGUGUUCCCCGGCCUGGCUCAGGAAGGAGUCUGAAGAGCUGUACGCAGUUAUUGAUGAGAUUUUAAGGAGCUCCCCCAUUCCACCUAAAUCAAAAUCACCAGCUGUCAAUGAGGCACAGAAAAACAACGCAACUUUUCCAAGAACUUAUGGCCGUGAAACUAAAUACGCAUCUGUUGGCAAUUUAAAGUCACCUGGAAAUGAGUGGAGGAGUGCAGAUCUUCAUAAGACAAGGCCGGGGGGGAUCCGCAACACGGCGACCAUUCCUAGACUGACACCAGAAGAUCCUCAUAGACAGUCUGACUGCAGUCCCUCCAGGCGCUUUGUCUCUCAACAACACUUCAGCGCCAAGGGCAGAAACACCAGCGGAGUAGACAGCGGUUCAAAAGGCCAGAGGCUGGGAGGAGGAGAGCACCCCCUAGCUCCCUCAGCGUGUGACCUGCACAUAACGGAGCCAGAAGAGCCCGUCAGACACGCCCCUAAACAUGGACCCUCCACAUCUUUCUGUCCCGCUGAGAGAAAACCAGGGGCAUUUCAGACUCAAAUUUAAUCUAGAGUCUGGACAAGUUCUUGGUGGGCUCAAAUACUGGGCAUAAAGACAAUUUUACCCAGCACAGCCCCUGCAAAACGAAUGGAAGCAGAGCACUUGAAACUGCCCCACAGAGCUAUAAUGUACACUAAAGACUGCAAAAUUACUUCUUUGGCUUGUUUUAAUUACAACGAUUUAUGGAGCUUUAAAUAUUCAAAGCAAGUAUAGGCUUUUUACUCCAAAAACAGGAUUCUAUAGACCUUGGGGAAUGUAAUAAAAAUAUCCCUACAAA
Periophthalmus magnuspinnatus is the source of this 2927-nucleotide messenger RNA. RefSeq names its product muscular LMNA-interacting protein (gene mlip). Lineage: Eukaryota; Metazoa; Chordata; Actinopteri; Gobiiformes; Gobiidae. The transcript has 12 exons. Gene Ontology annotation, biological process: negative regulation of transcription by RNA polymerase II. Gene Ontology annotation, molecular function: lamin binding; transcription corepressor activity. The record is from RefSeq and is a predicted model, not a curated record. Gene Ontology annotation, cellular component: PML body; sarcolemma; nuclear envelope. The coding region runs from base 179 to 2656 and encodes 825 amino acids.